Molecule: messenger RNA, 1458 nt
Organism: Elaeis guineensis (African oil palm)
Lineage: Eukaryota; Viridiplantae; Streptophyta; Magnoliopsida; Arecales; Arecaceae
Source: RefSeq, a predicted model, not a curated record
GACCUAGACGAGCCUCCCGGUUUCAAGGUCUUUAUCGGGUAUUCAAGCCGCGGCGCGUGCGAGCCAGCAAACAAGCCCGGCGAGGGAGCGAGAGAGAUGGCAACGAAUCCGGCGACGUAUUCACCGAGUCAAAGCUUGGAGAGGAGGCAGCAGCAGCAGAGGAGGAAAAUAUUCCUACAAGCCGACUGGACCCGAACGGACGGUCGAAGCUUCCACCAGUGCAGACCUGCCUUUAUGAGGACUGGUGCAUCAAAUGCUGCAUCGGGGUCUGCUUAUGCUGAGUUUGGAGGGACCAAGGUCAUUGUCUCUGUAUUUGGUCCAAGGGAAAGCAAGAAGGCUAUGAUGUACAGUGACACUGGUAGACUGAACUGCAAUGUGAGCUACACAACUUUUUCCACUCCUACUCGUGGGCAGGGAUCAGACCACAAAGAAUAUUCAUCAAUGCUUCAUAAAGCCCUGGAGGGUGCUAUAAUACUAGAAACAUUCCCAAAAACCACAGUUGAUGUCUUUGCAUUGGUCCUGGAGUCGGGUGGCAGUGAUCUCCCAGUCAUCAUAUCUUGUGCGAGUCUUGCCCUGGCAGAUGCAGGAAUUAUGAUGUAUGACCUUGUCUCUUCAGUGUCCGUGUCUUGUUUUGGGAACAACCUUGUCAUUGACCCCACAGCAGAAGAGGAAGCCUGCCAAGAUGGGAGUCUCAUGAUAGCAUGCAUGCCAGCUCGUUACGAGGUAACUCAACUUACCCUCACUGGAGAAUGGUCAACUGCUAAAAUUAAUGAGGCAAUGGAGCUCUGCCUUGAUGCAUGUUUAAAGCUUGCGAAUAUCAUGCGGUCGUGCCUAAAAGAAAUUGCUUCGUAAUCAAGCUAAUACUGAUUGUCUGCUUUCAUUCCUUUACAACCCUCCUCUUGGUCUGUUCUAAUGUUUGUCUUGUUUCUCCUCUGCUGUAAUUCAUGUUUACAUUAUGGUACUGAUCACUUUACCUUUGUGAAUUUCUGAAAUAGUUGAAUUUGUUGAUGCCUGAAAAAAAAAUGACAAGGUUGUGAAUAGAUGCAAAACCAUUUCCAGAUUCUCCUACUUAAUGUAGGGGUCACCAGUUUCAUCAAACAAAAAAAAGAAAGAAAGAAAGAAAGAAAAGAAGAAGAAGAAGAAGAAGAGUCGCCAGAAGAACCAAAAACUUCCAGUGGGCAACAUAAUGUGUUCUCCGGUACUAUGUUUGAGCGCACACAGCCUCUUCAUAUUUUGAGAAGAGUUUGUAGCGAUUGGUACCCCGGUGGUGUUAACCAAUCAAUGUUUGUGAUAUUGCUGAUUGUUAUGAUCAUGAGUUAGGAUUCCCUCGCGGGACUAGAUACCAGAGGAGGCAGCCUGUGUAAAUUUUAAUUUUUUUCGUUUAGUCACACACAAUUCCAUUCAUCACCCCGUGCAACCGAAGACAAAUUAAUCCAAAGUUCGGUUAAUCUCAGCAAA